AAACAGAAUUGAGAAUUAGUGUCCCAGGGCCUGGAACAGUAAAAUCCCUGGGGUUUACACUGUCGGGUCCUGGAAGCCGGGAGAGAUUCAGAGCGGGGCCUGAGCUGCAACGCUGUCCCCCUCCCUCCUUCAAGGCCAAGUGGGUGCGGAGGGACCUGUUGUGACCAGACUGGGGGACCCCCUUCCCGGAAGGUCCCGUGCGGUCUUCCUGCAUGCCAGGUAACCACCCACAGCCCGCCCGAGCAGGAGGCAGGCAGUCUUUUCCAGGACCACACUGCCGCGCUGCGUGGAGUGAGGCAGGUCACGUUUUCUAAGAUCAGUCCCACCUCUGCUCUCCACCUUGAGUGACCUGGAGACUUUUUCACAGGCGACACUCCCAGCCCCCACCCUACCCCAGCAUCAUGCAUCGGACCACACGGAUCAAAAUUACGGAGCUGAACCCUCACCUCAUGUGUGCCCUCUGCGGGGGCUACUUCAUCGAUGCCACCACGAUUGUGGAGUGUCUGCACUCCUUCUGCAGGACCUGCAUCGUGCGUUACCUGGAGACCAACAAGUACUGCCCAAUGUGUGACGUGCAGGUCCACAAGACCCGGCCACUGCUGAGCAUCAGGUCUGACAAAACCCUCCAGGACAUCGUGUACAAGCUGGUGCCCGGGCUUUUUAAAGAUGAGAUGAAGCGGCGGCGUGACUUCUACGCGGCGUACCCGCUGACGGAGGUCCCCAAUGGCUCCAACGAGGACCGCGGCGAGGUCCUGGAGCAGGACAAGGGCGCCCUGAGCGACGACGAGAUCGUCAGCCUUUCCAUCGAGUUCUACGAGGGCGGCAGGGACCGGGAGGAGAAGAAGGGGCCCCUGGAGAACGGGGAUGGGGACAAGGAGAAGCAGACCGGGGUGCGCUUCCUGCGGUGCCCAGCUGCCAUGACUGUCAUGCACCUCGCCAAGUUCCUCCGCAACAAGAUGGACGUGCCCAGCAAGUACAAGGUGGAGGUGCUGUAUGACGACGAGCCCCUGAAGGAGUACUACACGCUCAUGGACAUCGCCUACAUCUACCCCUGGCGGCGGAAUGGCCCCCUCCCCCUCAAGUAUCGGGUCCAGCCGGCCUGCAAGCGGCUCACGCUGCCCACAGUGCCCACCCCCUCCGAGGGCACUAACACCAGCGGGGCCUCCGAGUGUGAGUCCGUCAGCGACAAGGCCCCCAGCCCUGCCACCCUGCCGGCCACCUCCUCCUCCCUGCCCAGCCCUGCCACCCCCUCUCACGGCUCUCCCAGCUCCCAUGGGCCCCCAGCCACCCACCCUACCUCCCCCACACCUCCUGCUGCUGCCAGCAGCGCCACCACCAGUGCCAAUGGGGGCACCUCGAACUGCCUGCAGAACGCGUCCUCCACCAGCAGGGGGCGCAAGGUGACUGUCAACGGCGUGCCCGUGCCCCCCUUGACUUGAGGAAGGGACCCCUCCUCCUUGGCAACCCGCUCUCUACUUCACUUUUUCUGGGCCCCUUUUUUCCACCACUUCUCCCUGACUCUUCCCACCUUAGGGGUGGGAGGCGG
Fukomys damarensis (Damara mole-rat) is the source of this 1546-nucleotide messenger RNA. It is a transcript of the gene Pcgf2, whose product is annotated as polycomb group ring finger 2. Gene Ontology annotation, biological process: negative regulation of transcription by RNA polymerase II. NCBI's taxonomy places the organism in Eukaryota, Metazoa, Chordata, Mammalia, Rodentia, Bathyergidae. Bases 402 to 1439 code for a protein of 345 amino acids. Gene Ontology annotation, cellular component: PRC1 complex. The transcript has 10 exons. The record is from RefSeq and is a predicted model, not a curated record. Gene Ontology annotation, molecular function: promoter-specific chromatin binding.